Molecule: messenger RNA, 2699 nt
Organism: Aphanomyces astaci
Lineage: Eukaryota; Oomycota; Saprolegniomycetes; Saprolegniales; Verrucalvaceae
Product: ribonuclease Z
Exons: 6
Coding region: 1-1206 (401 amino acids)
Biological process (GO): tRNA processing
Cellular component (GO): nucleus
Molecular function (GO): 3'-tRNA processing endoribonuclease activity
Source: RefSeq, a predicted model, not a curated record
AUGGCGGCGCGCAACUUGUCGGCAACAGCGCGUCGGCUGCGGCACCUUCGAUUGACGUCCGUGCCAAAGUCUCAUGCGGAGAAGCACCGGCUGCAGAUGAUGCAGCUUCCACAGUUCACUGGCUUUGAGAUCGUCCUAUUGGGCACUGGGGCCGGCAUGCCCUCGAUACAACGCGGUGCGUCGUCGUUGUGCGUGCAAUUGCCGGCCAAGAGUUGGCUGUUCGACUGUGGCGAGGGCACGCUGCGACAGAUCUUCCGAAGCACAGUGCGCGUGACAACCACUGAGAAGAUCUUCCUCACGCACGUCCACGGGGACCACCUAUUUGGCUUGCCGGGCAUGCUUUGCACGUUGAAUUCAUUGAACGCUGAUUACAUGGACCCGUCGACGAAACAGCUUGGUCGCCGGCCCAUCGACGUGUACGGCCCGCCGGGGGUGUUUGACUUUGUGAACGCGGCGUUGACGGCUUCGUGCGCGCACAUGAACAACGUCUUCAUCACGAUCCACGAACUCGUGCCACAGGACUACCAACCCCCUCCUCCGUCGCCCCACGAGCGUGUGCACGAGGAUCUGUCGCACACCAUUAUUCGACCAGAACGGGUGGACGGUACCCUUGCUUGGCGCGUGAUGGACGACGGUGCCCACACUGUGAUGGCCGGGGCGUUGGCGCACAGCGUGCCCAGUCUCGGAUACGUCGUCGAAGAGAACACACGGCCAGGACGGAUCGAUGUGGCCGCCGCCACCCGCCGCGGCCUCGUGCCCGGGCCGUUGUACAAACAGCUCAAGGGCGGCGACAGCGUCCAGCUGCCGGACGGAUCGACGCUGCAUCCACACGAAGUCAUGGGGCCAUCGCGCCGAGGUCGGAAGGCGGCUAUUCUCGGCGACUCGGCCGACUCGUCUGGCAUGUAUGCGCUGGCCCGCAAUGCAGAUGUUCUCAUACACGAAGCCACGUUAGCCCAUGGCAGCGGAGCCAUUGCCCUCGAUCGCGGCCAUUCGACCAGCGCCAUGGCGGGGUACUUUGCCAGACACAUCAACCCCACGCUCCUUGUGCUGACGCACAUCAGCCAUCGGUUCAGCCCCGGCCUCUUGGGCCCCAACUCUGUCCAACGACUGGUAGACGAAGCCAGAGUGACGUUCCGAAAACGAGCGGUCGUCGACGGCUUUGACUUGAUGCGCAUUCCGAUCCCGUUGCCCCCCAUAGCGUCAUGAUUGAUCUCGUAUAACGUCAGAAUUGUUGCAUGAUAACGUCAUGUUAAGGUUUAAACUCGACCACGUGACUUUUUGCGAGUUCGUACACGCGUCGUUCGGUGGCGAGAAACGCACGAAUGGACUCAUGUAUCGUCUCAUUCGAGUGUUUGAUGGACAGGAUGGCGGCAGCGCACGCGUCUUGGAGGCGUCUGUUGGCCUUGUCCAUUGUCUCUUGAUCAGGCCACGGAAUCAAGUGCUGCAUGUGUCCUCCUUCUUUGACGUUAGAGAUGGACUCCAUGGAGGGGGUGUUGAUCUUGUCAACGUCUCGGCGAAGGGCGAUGGCCAGGGAAGGCUUGUCCAGCACAAGCAACUGCACCUGUUCCCGAUACAAACGUGAUGUCAACCGACCAGACUGGGCAUCCAGCUGCACAUGCAGUCCAUUGGCGGAGAUGGUCGCAUUCCGCUUCUGGAGCAGCAUCGUUCGCAGUUUGACUAGUGGGUCGAGUUUCUGGUCGAGUAAGGGCAGGACCAGGGAUACUGGGCCGUUGUAUGGGUUGUGCGCCAGCGAAAAGCCAGAGUAGACGAGGAGGUCGGCGUUGGGGCGAGGGCCGUAGCAGAUGGUGAUCUCGUCGCCUGGAGCGAACGACGUCAUGGCGUCGCAGUGGAUGGACACGCUGUCGGAGUAGGUGGUCAUGUCACCGAUGGCGUGGUUGCACAUGUCCCAGCCGGGUAUGAGAGCCAGGGCAGACGGAUCGUCCGGUGUCGGCACGUUGUUUUGGCGCGUGAGGGCCACCGACAGCGCCCAAAAGUAGUUGGUCAACGAAAACGAUUCAUGACGAAAAAUGGUCGGCUGUUGGUGGAAAUGACGGUGGAGGUAGAGGUACUGGCGAAGGGCGUUGUAGAAGAGCUGGAUGGCGGAAGCAUAGGCGGCGGUGGAAGAUGCCAGCGCCGCGAAAUCGGCCACGGUGUACUGCAAGGGGAGGUGCAUCUGUCGAGGAAGGACGGCCACGUAUGGUGCAAAGAAGGAAGACGGAGCUAAUGCUUCGUGGAGAACGUGAAGGGCCAAGGAAACUGUCGGGAAUUGCCGGCAAAGUGGGUCUUGACGGAGGUGUGCGAGCGCCGGGGGCAACGACGACGAUGUGAGCAGGAGCGUGGCUGGGAUCGACAUGAUGGGCACACCCUGUGGAAGGUCAACACGUGCACGAAGGCCAUUGCCAUGGUCGCCCAUUUGCUCCACGUUGAAUUUUCCUUGGCCAACUGGUACUUGCAUACCCUCUUCCAGCCAUGCUUGGAAUGCAGCUAGCGUAGCCGCCGAUGUCGACGUGGCGACAUCGUCAUCGCCAACAAUCGACGAGCAGCGUUCCAAGCUACGCAACGUUCCGGAGAGAGCUACGAGCUUGUUCAGAACAGUCACAUCAUUCAGGUCCUUCCACGAAGUGCAGACGCCUAGGACAGCUGUCAACUCGCGCAGAGUCGCCGCCGCCACGCCGUUGGGCUCGUGCAUGUAAAGUUUG